AUGGCAGCAGAUAACAAUAACAGCACGGCACCGGAAAUCGCGAAAAUCGGUCUGUUAUCCACCACCGCCGUUGUCCCCGCCGAACCGUGGAUCUAUGCCCCUUGCACCCGGCUGUCAAUUCCUGUCUACCGGCCAGUACCAGCCCCGGUCCGAGUGAAAGUCAAGGGGUCAAGUCCGGGACAGCAGUCUGGCAGUGAACAGACUGCCCAGAGCCAGACCGGCAAUGAAGAUCAGGACACCCCCCAGCCCACGGAACCCACGGAGCGCAUGGAGGCGGACGCCAGCGCCGGGAAGCUGCUGAUCUGCAACACACACACACACACACAUGUAAAGGAGGAGACACACACCCAUCCUCCGUGCUCCCGGAUCCAGCCCAGCAAGUUGGUCCUGAAGAAGUCCACGGUCCACUGCAGGAGCUCCCGCACGCUCUGA
Messenger RNA from Knipowitschia caucasica, 432 nucleotides. Lineage: Eukaryota; Metazoa; Chordata; Actinopteri; Gobiiformes; Gobiidae. The record is from the annotation of a GenBank genome assembly.